UGUGGUAUUUGUCGUUGACGGUUACGAAGAGCGAUUUAACUUCGAAUCAUCGUCGCGAACGCCAAGUAACGGAGUCAACGUUGAACCAUCGUAGCAUCCAGUCCGAUUAUUCUAAACGAAUCUUAAUUUGAAUUUAUAUUAUCAUAGGGUUUUUCGUUGACGCUAUUCGUACCGUUCCGCCAUUGUCAUCAAUGUCAUUAAGUCCUGACGUAAAGUAAUUACAUGCAAUUUUACGUUUUCAUCAUUUUCGAUUGCGAGUGUCUUUAAUUAUUUGCAGGCCCAAAAUGGACUGGAGAGAAGGAAUAAAUGUAUUGUACGACGUGUUGACUUUUCUAUGGCUGUCGGUGAUAUACAUGACGGAAUCAAUAGUUUUAAGUCUAAUACCGCUAAAUUUACGGGGAAAAAAUAUAAAAGGUGAAGUCAUUUUGGUAACUGGAGGCGCUGCCGGUAUAGGAAGAUUAAUCGCCAUCAAAAUGUCUAUGCUCGAUGCUCACGUCAUUGUUUGGGAUAUCAAUGAAUCUGUCUCAAUCAUCUUUUUUUCAGGGGUCGUGAAUACUGUUAAAGAGAUACAGGAAGCCGGAGGAAAGUGCUCUGGCUAUGUUUGCGACAUUGGCAAUCGAGAGGAUGUGUAUAAAACCGCGAAAACCGUUCAGACUGAAAUUGGCAUGGUGACUGGAAUAAUCAACAAUGCUGGAUACGUUUGUGGUAAAACUUUGAUGGAGUUGCCAGAUGAUGAGAUUGACAAAACAUUUAAAAUAAAUAUUUUGGCGCAUUACUGGAUUAUUAAAGCCUUUUUAAAGGAUAUGAUGAAAGAAAAUCAUGGACACAUAGUGACUAUUGCAAGCGUAGCUGGUCUUCUCGGUACUUACAAUUGUACUGAUUAUUCUGCAACCAAAUUUGCUUGCAUAGGAUUUCAUGAGAGUCUUUUUACGGAGCUCAAAACUAAUGGAUAUGAUGGGAUUCACAUGACUCUCGUGUGUCCAUAUUUCAUAAACACGGGGAUGUUCAAUGGUGUUCGGCCUCGAUUAAUGCCAAUGUUAGAGCCUGAUUACGUUGCGAGACAGAUAGUUGAUGGAAUACUGACCAAUCAAGUAAAUGUAACUUUACCGAUAUCCACGAAAUUCUUCAUGCCCUUGAAAUGCUUACUACCAGCAAAAUUGUGUUGGGCUCUGAUGUAUAAAAUAAUCCAAGGACCACAAUCUAUGAUGAUGCUGACAGAACGUAAAGAACGUGAGACAAGUAAAGCUUGAAUUACAAAUGGACCUCACAAAUAUUCAAUACUUGUCUAUUCGAUGAGGAACAUACUCAUUCGAAGCCAGUUUAGGAAAUAGUAUGGUAUUCGGCUCAUGUUGGUUGGUCACUUCAUUCUUUUAUCGUACAAUGGCGCUCCCUUCAAAUUAAAAUUACCGUAGUAUCUCAUUGACAAGUUAGUACUUUUUUUCAAGAGCUAAGAAUAAAUCUGAUUGUUGGAAAUUUUAUUUACUUUUAAAUUAAAACCUGCUGAACCGAUUGCAACUAACUUUCAUAAGAUCAAAGGCAUCAUUCAAACCAAGUCUGUUGUUUUAUGAAAUUUUGACAUUUCGUUUUUCAUGGAAACGGGACUACAGAGCUCAAAUGUAUUCUUUAAUUUCAAAAUUAAAGCCUCAGGCCAUCCUAGAAUUUUCGAAAAAUCGACUUUUUUUAUUUCAAAUGGUCACUUGGGAUUUUAAAAAUGAUGUCCCAAAAUAUUAUGGCCUGGAGAGACCUCUAAAUACUCAUUUUUUGAAUUUUAUUUAUAUAUAGUAAUUGUACUAUAUAAUUGUUUCAAUAAUAUCUAUAUCUGUUUCAAUAAUACUA
Venturia canescens is the source of this 1836-nucleotide messenger RNA. Its product is annotated as estradiol 17-beta-dehydrogenase 11-like. Gene Ontology annotation, cellular component: lipid droplet. Gene Ontology annotation, molecular function: oxidoreductase activity, acting on the CH-OH group of donors, NAD or NADP as acceptor. The transcript is spliced from 8 exons. The coding region runs from base 285 to 1250 and encodes 321 amino acids. NCBI's taxonomy places the organism in Eukaryota, Metazoa, Arthropoda, Insecta, Hymenoptera, Ichneumonidae. The record is from RefSeq and is a predicted model, not a curated record.